Messenger RNA from Bipolaris sorokiniana ND90Pr, 1005 nucleotides. RefSeq lists its product as uncharacterized. The coding region runs from base 1 to 1005 and encodes 334 amino acids. The transcript is spliced from 2 exons. Gene Ontology annotation, molecular function: 8-oxo-dGDP phosphatase activity. The record is from RefSeq and is a predicted model, not a curated record. Lineage: Eukaryota; Fungi; Ascomycota; Dothideomycetes; Pleosporales; Pleosporaceae.
AUGCUCAAUUAUCCUUCCACACUCUCACGCAUACCACCUGGCCUAUCAUCCACACCAAACAUGCCGCUGUCAAACAUUGACCUCGUGAACCAAUGCGACGGAUUCCCUUACCCCGACGUAAACUUGGAAACCUAUCUCGCCUCCAUCAACACGUACUACCAACUGCGCGUCUCAGGCCACAACUAUGGGCUCGGUUACAUGCUACCUUCGGUUGUCGAGGUAUUUCGCGGCGUCUCAAACUGGGAGAUUGAUGAUAAGGCGCGGAUUCUAUGUCUCACAGCUGGUUCAAACGCACAAGAGCGGUCCGCAGCGGUAGAGACGACACUAUUGGCAUUGCGCAAAACCGGUCAUUUCAAGGUGCUGGACAAGUGGAGGGGGGAAUUGUAUGCUGUCUACGGUAAAAAUAAAGAGUUGCUGUUCAAUGUGGAGAGAAGUGCUAGUCCCCUGUUUGGUGUCAUCACAUACGGUGUACACCUGACUGCCUUUACACGCACGCGUGGAGAAAUCAAGAUUUGGACUCCGAGAAGGGCACGUACAAAGCAGACAUAUGGAGGCAUGCUCGAUAAUGCCGUGGCUGGUGGUAUCGCAUCGGGGGAGAGUCCAUUCGAGAGCCUGGUCAGAGAAUGCGCAGAAGAGGCUUCACUGCCGGAAGAGCUGGUGCGCAAGAAUGCAAAGGCGUGCGGCACAGUCACGUACUGGUACGUCCGCGACGAGAGAGCGGGGGGUGAGACGAAUUUGAUGCAGCCCGAAGUUCAAUACGUCUAUGAUCUUGAGCUUCCUGAAGAUACGAUACCGAAGCCCGGCGACGAUGAGGUUGAGCAGUUCUACCUAUGGACCGUAGACGAGGUGCAGGAGGCUAUGAGAAACGGAGAGUUCAAGCCCAACUGUUCCCUGGUCGUGCUAGACUUUCUCGUGCGGCAUGGCAUCCUGACGACGGAGAACGAGAAGGAUUACAUCGAGCUGGUGAGCCGAUUGCACAGAAAACUCGAAUUCCCCACACUAUGA